GACAACAAACUUGCCAAGCUGAGCAAGGCACUGGCUGAGGAGGAACUGGUCCAUAUCAGUGAGCUUGCAAGGGUUAGUGCUAAUGAGGCAACAGAGGAUGUUGAUAAUGAUGAGGGAUGGGUGAAUGAGAUAGAUGAGUUGACACUGGAAGAACAGAGGAACCUGGAGAGAAUGAUACAGCCAGUCAAGUUAGCAUUGAUGGGGGUAAGAUUGGCAUUCAAGAUUAUUCACUCAAGCACAGUUGUACUCCCCACCUGGCAGGGGACCCUCAAAGAACUCAGGGAGCCUAUCACCUUGAUGCCUAGAGAUGUCCAUAGUCAUUGGAAUUAA
Molecule: messenger RNA, 330 nt
Organism: Pisolithus orientalis
Lineage: Eukaryota; Fungi; Basidiomycota; Agaricomycetes; Boletales; Pisolithaceae
Exons: 2
Source: RefSeq, a predicted model, not a curated record